This is a messenger RNA of Spodoptera exigua (beet armyworm), 2603 nucleotides long. NCBI's taxonomy places the organism in Eukaryota, Metazoa, Arthropoda, Insecta, Lepidoptera, Noctuidae. The record is from the annotation of a GenBank genome assembly.
GUUUUGCUUAGUGGACAACCCUAACAGAAACGUCUUGUUCCGUUUUGUUUAGAAAAAUUUAGAAGAGAUAAAUUGUUUUAAAAUGGAAGCAGUAACGGAAGAUAGUAAAAAAGAAAGCAUAGAAAAUGUGCAAUCUAACAAUACCGCCACAGAAACAACACCAACACCACCGCUUGAAGUAAAAAAGGGGAAACGAGAUGACCGCAGUAGACGAGAUGAUAAAAAUGUAGAACAGUUUAUGAAAUCCUUGAAUUCUGUUCCAACACUAGAGGAGAAACUAUCAUUAGUUUGUAAGAAGUAUGUGCAGACUGCGGAUGAUAAUAAAAAGAUGCAAUUUUACAUCAAGCAGUCGGACAAGCGCCACGCAAUGCUUUUGAAAGAGAAGGAACAGUUACAACUGGAGUUCAAUAAGACUGUUCUCGUUAAGUCUAAGUUGGAGAAUCUCUGCAGGGAAUUACAAAAACAGAAUAAGGCUAUUAAGGAAGAAUCUCUACUAAAAAUUCGUGAAGAGGAGGAACGUCGUAAGGAGACACAGGCAAAGUUUCAGAACACUCUGUCGGAGAUUACGGCCAUGCUGCAGCAGAAUAAUGAAAAGAAUGCCAAGCUCCGAGAUGACAACAUCAGCAUGAGCGAGAAAUUCAAGUCUGUUGUGCAGCAGUACCAGCUUAGAGAACAGCAGGUAGAUAAAAUGGCGAAGCAAAUGGCUUUAGAAUCCCAACUGUCGGAUGCGAAAAUGCAGAAAGCUAGCCUUGAACACCAAGCAGACAAGGAGAGGCUGCUAGCUGAGAUGGAGCAGCUAAAGGUCACCUUGGCACAGUACCGGGCCAAGAUUAUGGAGCUACAGGGAAAUGAGACCAAUUUGCGUAGUCAGUUAGCAGUGUACACGGAUAAGUAUGACGAGUUCCAAAGUGCGUUGGUGAAGAGCAAUCAGAUGUUUGGUGGUUUCAAGGAGCAAAUGGAUAUGAUGUCAAAGAAGAUCAAGAAAUUGGAGAAAGAGUCUCUAUCGUGGAAGACUCGGUGGGAGACGUCGCAGACAGCGCUGCUGGACAUGUGCGGCGAGAGACAGGCCGCCACGGAGCGCGCCGCCGCCGCCGCCAGGCAGCUCCACCACAUGCAGGGGCUCUGUCGGACUCUGCAGGCGGAGCGUACAGUACUACUGGGCACGCUGAAGGACAACAACAUAGAGCGGCCGGCGCUGCCCGCGCUGCCCCCCAUGCCGGCCCCGCCCCCGCCUGCACCCACGCCGCUUGCCCAGCAACCUGCCUCCAAUGCUAAGGUUGACGCGAUGGCAGCCAACUGCGCUCAACUGCGCCAGAGUCUCGCACACCUACAAAGUCAAUUAAACACCCUUACAAACAAGCAAAAAGAAGAAUCGCCUGCACCUGAAAAAGUAGAGAAACCGGAAAAACAGAAAAAAUCCAAAUCGAAAAAGAAUAAGGCAGAGAAAGCUAAAGCUGAAGCUGAAAAGGCAGCUGCUGCAAUGAAAGAUACCGAAAGUGAUGAGGCUACCGCUAAAGUUGACAACGUUGAAGAAGUUCAGCCCAGUGCCAGCGAAGAUACGACUGAUAUUGAAACUGAGAAGGUUGAUGAAAAAACUCUAGAGAAUCUAAUACAGGCAAUAAACAAUGCUAAUAUCAACCUUUGUGACUUAGAAGUUGUUAACGAUGAAAUUUUAGAGGACACACCACAGGAGAAUUCAGAAAAAGUAGAGAGUAAAGAAAUCGAAAGCCCGACAGUGGAAGCGAAGGAAUCAACGUCGAAUGAGAGUCCAGCGGCAUCACCGGUAGAGGAACCUUCAAAUGAAAGUACAGAAGUCACAAAUGUAGUAGACACAGUCAUAGAUACGAACAUUAAUGACGUUAAUGAAGUAUUAUCUAAGUUUUUAAAUGAAGUGAAAGAUGUAGCGACGCUAAACGGGUGUGGUGACGCUGAAGUUUCAAUCGUGGAAUCGUCAAAUGAAGAAGUUUCGCACGUGAACGAAGUGAAACCAAUACCAAGCGAUGCAUAAAACAAUUUGUGUAAAUAAAUUCUAGUGUUUUGGACUUUUCUACGUUGUUAUAUAAAAUCAUUACAUUUUGGAACGAGUUUUUAUGUUAGUAUCAUACACAUUUGUUAGGGCUGCGACAUUUUGUUACUAUGUGUAAACUAGAUCAAUAAAUUGCCAGUAUUAAGUUUAGUAUCAAACAGUGUAUGUAGAUUAUACAUAUGUUUUCAAUAAAUUAAUAUAUCAAUUAUUCAGUUUAUCAUUUUGAUAGACAUAACCAAAAAGAGAUUUUAACUUUGAAGGUUUUAUUCUAAAUGUUUAUUCCGAUUUCCCACUUUUCCUCAUUCAAGUACUACUUUAUUUUUAAUGUACUAAUUAAUGAGUCAUGAAAAUAAUUCGUAUAUUUUGAAGUAGGUACACACUAAAAUGCCAAAUGUGUAUGAUACAAUAAUAAUGUAAGUAUUGAUAAAAUAGUUCUCGUUAUAACCAGGACAUAAACAACCAUAAAUCAAUAUUUUAGUGUUAGUAAUCUCUGGUCACAGCCAGUAAGUUGCCUAUGAUUGAAAUAAGCAGGGUUUCUCAUGCACACUUUCAACUCAAAAAACUUCGAAACUACUAA